Molecule: messenger RNA, 1573 nt
Organism: Clunio marinus
Lineage: Eukaryota; Metazoa; Arthropoda; Insecta; Diptera; Chironomidae
Source: the annotation of a GenBank genome assembly
CAGUUGUCUUUGAGCAACGAGCGAGCUCACAAGCCGAUUCAACAGUCUCCAAAGACGCUUAACGCGCCGUUUUGUUUCUUUUUUAUUUCGUCGCAAGCAAGAAAUUACUUAUUUAGAAAUGUUGGAGGCUGAAAAUCUUCCGAUUCCAAAUUUGGAAACAAAACCCGAUGAAUACGAUUCGUAUCAAUGUACUUUGUCUCCGAAGUUUAAGGAAAUUGCAAAGGAAGAGUUGAGGGAAGAUGAAAGUGUGAGAAUGCAGGCAUUGACCCAGUUCAGAGAAUGGAUAGCCAAACAUCCACACAUAAAGAAAUGUAGAACUGAUGCGCCAUUCCUUCUACGAUUUUUGAGAACGAAAAAGUAUUCAGUGCCGGUGGCUUGCGAAUUGUUAGAAAAAAAUUUGACAGUUCGUCAAAUGUUUCCAAACUGGUUUCAAAACUUGGACAUCAAUGAUCCAGCACUGGAAGCUAUUAUCGACAGUGGCUACUUAUUCCCACUUCCAGAACGGGAUGAACAAGGCAGAAGAAUUAUUUUCUCUUGUGCAGCUCGAUUUGACGCAACAAGAUUCACAUCCGCUCAAAUGGCACGAACACAUGCGAUGGUUGUUGAAUCUUUGUUGGAUGAACAAGAGUCACAAGUUGCUGGUUAUUGUUACAUAACCGACGAAGCGGGAUUAACAAUGAAUCAUGUCAGUUUAUGGUCUCUCAUUGACUUGAAAAAGAUGUCGAAAUGUAUUCAAGUUUCAUCUCCAAUGCGUCAUAAAGAAACACAUUUCGUCAACAUUCCAUCUUUUGCAAACAAAGUGAUUGAAUUUGCGUUGAGCUUAACAAGUGAUAAACUGAAGAAACGAAUGAACUUAGACAAGAAUAUUGACGAAUUGAAAGCUCGUGUUAAUCCUGCAUUACUUCCUAAAGAAUACGGUGGAACAAUUCCUAUGGACGACAUGAUUUCAACUUUCAAAGAAAACUUACGAAAGCAACGUGCUAAGACUUUAGCUCUUGAUGAAAUGUGCAUUGAAGUCACUGGAAUGCCAACAAAUUGGCUUGGUAAUGACGAUGCCGAUAUCGAAGGAGGUCUAAUGGGAUCAUUCCGCAAAUUAGAAGUUGAUUAAGAUUUAUUGAGUAUUUUUAAAUUUUUACAUUGACAUGCAGCACUAUUAAUUUAAUUGCUUUAACAUCAUCACCUCCAUAAGUUUAAGUUAAUCAUCUGUUAUUCCGUUUUCCUUAAUUAAUUUGUUAAGUUUUAAUUAUGAUUUUGUUAUGAUUUUUGUAUUGAGAUGAACUUCAAGUUCAGACAAAGGUGGAGAAAGUUACCAAAAAAGCUGUGAUCCUAUUUCGUCAACAAACAGUUGAUAGGAUGAAAUUGCACUUUUAAUUCUUUCUUAAAAUAUCUAAUUAAUGUGAAACAUUAAUCUGCACAACGUUUUGAGGAACAAAAUGUAAAAUUUUAUAUAAGGAUUUAUUAAAUAUUUUUGAAGCACUUUGGAUUUUACAUGAAACACUUUUCAACAAUUAAAAACUUAUUUAAUCAAUAAAAAUAGUAACUAGACCAUAAUUUUCUCAUUGAUUGUUUGACU